AUGCAUUGCUCCAAAACAUCGAAACUAUCGAUAGUGCUCGAUGGUUUGACAAUACUUAAAUCGUCCAAAGUUCUCCUCCUGUUUUAAUGAAAUAAGUAAGAGUAAAGCUGCUCAGGCAGUCAGUCAACGUACAGAAGUCACAUUCCACUUUAUAUCAGAAUGGGAAAAGAUUACUACCAGAUACUGGGCAUAAACAGAAAUGCAACUAAGGAUGACAUCAAAAAGGGAUACAGGCGGAUGGCGCUCAAAUACCAUCCGGAUAAGAACGACCACCCCCAGGCCGAAGAACAGUUUCAGGAAGUUGCGGCCGCCUUUGAGGUGCUGUCAAACAAGGAGAAACGAGAACUUUACGAUCAAUACGGAGAAGAAGGUCUCAAGUCUCAAGAUGAGGCGGCGCAGACAUUUGCCCAGCCCACACCUGAUAUGGUGCCCUUUAUGUGCGCAGUGGGCGGAACUGUCUUAUUUGCCUUUGCAGCAUACAAAACGUUUCAAUUUCAUAGAGCGCCUCGUGCAGCGAUGAUGGAAGAGGUUGCUCAUUUAGCAGACAGCACUCGAAAAGAUAUCCAAAGCACAGACUUCAUUGACUUCCUCCCUAUCAUCAGCUACCAGCGCCGUAGCUAG
This is a messenger RNA of Drosophila pseudoobscura, 621 nucleotides long. Its product is annotated as dnaJ protein homolog 1-like. The transcript has a single exon. Lineage: Eukaryota; Metazoa; Arthropoda; Insecta; Diptera; Drosophilidae. Gene Ontology annotation, biological process: protein refolding. Gene Ontology annotation, cellular component: cytoplasm. The record is from RefSeq and is a predicted model, not a curated record. Bases 160 to 621 code for a protein of 153 amino acids.